AACGUUCAGGCCCGCCGCAUUAGGCAGGAAAGGAAGCCUGAAGGCACCUGUGGCGUGCGAACCGUGUAGCUGGUUGCUUACGUAACACUAAUGAUCGAGAGGAACUCUGUAAUUACUAGCACCCGCCAAGAUCAUACAAAGUCCCUCAACGCAAUUCUAACCACAGGAUACUUUCUUGCCUCUCCCCCCGCCUCCUGCUGUCUGCUCUAUCCUCGCUGACUCUCCCGUCGUCGCCGCCAUGUACCCCAUUGCCGACCUCACUGCGUUCUGUCGACGCACAACGGGAGAUGUACCCCCCAAGCUCGUUGGCGCAUCUACGACUGUAGUGGGCUCCAAGCUGUACCUCUACGGCGGUCGCUUGGUAGCGGAACGCAGAAUGGUCUCGGACAUCUACAUGUUUGACCUGGAUUCGUUCAAGUGGGAGAAGCUUCAGCAGUCUCCCGACGACGAUAUUCCUCAAGCGCGGUAUUUCCACAGUGCCGAUACUUGGAAUAACCACCUUAUCAUAUUCGGUGGAAUGGCCAUCCAGCCACAAUCUGAUAAUCCGGAGGACCUUUGCGUUCUCAAUGAUGUCAGGCUGUUCGACCUCGCCUCGCGCCGAUGGUUGCCUGCAUUUUCCACGUCGGGAGAGUCAUCAACUUCGCUCAUCCCGAAGGCACGCUAUGCGCAUCUGUCAUCUGUUACUGCCAAUCGUUUGUUCGUCAUUGGAGGUCAAGAUUUGAACAACGUUUGGUUGGAUGACAUCCACGUGUAUGACCUAGUAACGAAGCGGUGGGUUCAGAGACGUGAUUAUCCUCGCCACUGUGGUACCUACCGUAGCGUCGCCGUAACCGCAGACAAACGUGUCCGAUUUCCUGAGGAAGAAGGCCGGACUUCCCAGUCUAAGUUAGGUGCGCCUGGUACACGUUUCAGGACUGAUAAGAACGAACCACCCGCGGCCGAUGUCACUUCCCGCGACUCGCUCAUCCAUCUCCCAUACUCGGCGCCGCCCACUGAAGAAUACCCGUGUGAUAUCUAUUUAUUCAGUAAUUACAACUUCACAGACGUACAGCGUGAAUUGGAAGUCUUCUCGCCAUUGCCGGAUGCCGACUUCUCAAUCAGCGACCGUUCAUCUGCCAUGACUGGGACAUCUUUCCCACCAGGUUUGCGUUUCCCCACGGGUGCGAUCCUUGGAACGAACUUUAUCAUAGCCGGCACGUAUCUUUCCCAAUCGUUCCAGUCGUUCUCCGUGUGGACACUUGACCUUAAGUCCAUGGCUUGGUCACGCAUUGACCCCGGAAGUGCUCUUUCUGGCUCUUGGUUCCGAAGCUGUCUCUGGCCAGAGGCGAACAAAUUCCUCAUCUUUGGCAACCGACACGGCAAUCUCGUCGAAGACUACAACAGAAGAUUACUCAGUUGGGAUCAUGUCGCGGUUAUCGACUUGGAGGCAUUUGGCAUCUACCAGCCCCCUCCGCUGUUGCUUGAUAUUCCCAUGCAAGAGAUGGGGCUCGCCGCCUUGGAGGAAGGUGUUCUGGCCGAUUUCGAGAUUAUCUGUGAUGAUGGACGCAAAGUCUUGUGCUCUCGUAAAGUUCUAGAAGAUCGGUGGCCCUGGUUCAAGGAGCAACGCAAAGUCUUUAUCCAAGCUGCUACUCGUGCUUUGGAGACUAUCCCUUCACCGAAUUCAAAUGGCGGACCCCUGCCCGAACUCCCCACAGUGGCCAAUCCGCAAGAGCCUCUUCCAGACCCCAGACUCACACCUCGCUCUUUCCAAUUGUCCGAACCUUAUCCCAUCACUCUGGCUUUCGUUCAGUACCUCUAUUCCAUGGCACUCCUUACUCCCCUACAACAUGCUCCUGCCGUGUUGAGUCAACUUCUUUUGCUCUCAAGCACGUACAACUUGCCCCACCUCCAAUCUCUUGUCACACAUGCCAUGCAUCGCGCGUUAACGUUUGCUACUUCCGUGGGCAUCUACGGUGUCUCGACGUUGUGCAAUUGCCGCAGUUUGCAAAUUCGGGCCCUUCGAGUUGUCAUGGCUUACAGUCAGAAGCGACCUGCAGGUGGAAAGUCCCGAGGUGACAAAGACGGCGACGGUUCCGGAGGGAACGGUCGAUCUUCCAACGGUCCCCCCGGGGAUGGUCCUCGCGGCCCUCGUCCCACUCCUGGUAGUGGAUCCGGUUCAGAUCCCAAACCUCCCGCUGCCGCUCGUCCUCGGGGCCUGUCCGAUGCAUCCUACAUGACUGGUCCCUCUGAUGCAAGUACGAAGAUGAGCGACGAGACUGUGUCAACUCAGUUGUCACAAUUGUCAAUCAACACUAGCGGCCAGUCGUCGCAGACUAGUAUCAACGGCAGUUCGGGUUCAUCUGGAAAGAGUAUCAAGAGCAAGAGCCCGAAGAGUCCAAAGAUCAGGACUGCGAAUGCUAACGAUGAUGAUGAGCCUCCGAUAGAUAUUUCUCCUAUAGACAGGCCUGUUCCAUCCCCAACCUUCUUCUCUGAUUUCGCCGCAUCACACAAGGUACCGAAGUCAAUUCUUAAAAAAACUAGCGGGGAACGUGCUUCUGCACCUCCUACGCCAACUGGAAUUUCAUCUACGUGCACUUUCGAAGAUAUGUCUACCUACAGACGGCGUACGAUUUCUGCUCGUGAUAUUGAUCCAUCCGCGAACAUCACAUAUUUGAAAGAAGGCUUUCCAUCUCGCAGUCCGCAAGCCGCGUCAAAUGAAGCUGAAUCAUCUCUGUCUUUCUUACGUUCUCCCCCUCCUGCUGUUGUAGGCCGACGUCCGUCUACUGCUCCCACACAACCAUCUUUGCCAUCCGUUCCAUUGUUCCUUCAUCGUAAAUUGUCCACCCGUCGCGAAAGACCUGACAGUGUACUUUCGUUGACCACCGAACAGGAGCUUCGAUCGUUCGCCGAGAUCUUGUCUGCCAAUAUCCAGGAUGACGGAUCGGUGGCUGAGCAGCAUGAGAGUUUCGGUGUUCCUCUAGAAGAUGAUGAAGUGGUCAUCGAUGAUAUCCUGUCGUUCCAUGACGUCCUCCAGCGUGUCAGGCCUCAACGAUUCUCUGUCGGUUCGACGACCACAGCAGCAUCGUCCAUUUACCCCGCUUCCCGUUAUACCAGCAGCUCUGCUUCAGACUACGACCAUUCCGACGGAUUAGACACCUACGUCCCACCUAUUCAGACUUCCUUCCCUGCCAAUACCCCCCGUGGUCGUUUCUCCGGGUCAGACUACGAUACCCCAUCUCUUAGAUCUUGCGUCUCCGGGAGUUCGAUGUCGUCUCCCAGUCCUAGUCUCAGUCUCAGUCGACCACCUUCUUUCCAGAUGUAUCAUCUACCUACAUCACCACUGAGCAACACUUCGAUCUCAUCGCUCAUGACACCUGUCGAUCCUAUCUCUGGAGGAAUGCAUGGUCUCGGCAUUAUCGAGGAGCGAAGGAACUCGGAGGAAUUUGACCCAGGUUUCCGCGUCGCACAACAUUCCCCAGACGGAAAGAAGUCUCAAGCCGCUGUAUCCUUCGAACCCGUGCUUUUCGAGGAAGAAGCUAUGGAAGAAGCACCUGGUCAAGGAUGGACUUACGAUGACCCUACCGUCUGGGGAGAUCACGAAAAUGAACUGCCCGAUCUCAGCGAAGUCAAGUCAAUCGCCGAGGUGUCAGUAAACCAGUUACGCUCUGGAUCUCCAGAAACGAUCACUGGACGUCCGCGUGCCUCUUUUCUCACCUCAGAGAGCACUCCGACACUUGGACAACCUUCCUUCUACAAUUCCACUGCUAGCCUCGUCAGUAAAUCUGAAGGUGGAGGGAAUGCAUUUACACGAUUGUUCAAGGGCGGGAAGAGGCAGUCUGGGAGGUCUGUCAGUGCUCCUCAGACUCUCGAGUCGAUCACAAGCCCGAGUUCGUCUUCAAGCGAUGUAAGCUUGAGUAAAUCCGAUGCGAAGAGGAUGAAAAAGGAGUUUGCGAAGGCGAGGCGGGAACGAUUGGCCAUCGACUUGAAGGAGAGGGCCGAGCGACGCGAAGCAGAAGCUAAGGAAGCUAAAAAGCGCCAGAGGGCUCAGAGGGGUCCAACGGAACCUGAUGGGAUGUGGGGCGGUCUACAAGUCAACACUGUGUUGUGAGGAGGUACUGUACAUUCUUUAUGUUUCUGCUUUUAUUGUCAUCAUCUUUCAUGGACUAUUAUCCAUACUGGCCUCGAGGUUCCCUUGCCUGCCGUCCUCUCAUUUUUAAUUCCAUAUACUUACAAUGCUGAUCCAUCUCCACUGUUGUAUAAUCCUGUAUAGAUUCGUAUAUUGUGCUUAUGCCUGUAUGUAUGGAGGAGGGUUCGAUGUUACGUAGUAAAAAUAAAAUCAAAACCCUUAUGUUCUACACAAUAGUGGAGAUUACGGUAAAAAGGUGUUGAAUUCAAAGCGGGAAUGGCCAUGUACAGUACACAGAAGCAAAUGAAUGUGACGACAGGAAAUGAAGAGACAGAAGCAACGUGCAGAAUCAUCCGAAAUCAUAAACCGAUAAUCCAUGCGAGAAUACAGA
Molecule: messenger RNA, 4496 nt
Organism: Somion occarium
Lineage: Eukaryota; Fungi; Basidiomycota; Agaricomycetes; Polyporales; Cerrenaceae
Source: the annotation of a GenBank genome assembly